This is a messenger RNA of Fusarium tjaetaba, 1503 nucleotides long. RefSeq names its product mixed-linked glucanase precursor MLG1. Lineage: Eukaryota; Fungi; Ascomycota; Sordariomycetes; Hypocreales; Nectriaceae. Gene Ontology annotation, biological process: glucan catabolic process. The transcript has a single exon. The coding region runs from base 1 to 1503 and encodes 500 amino acids. Gene Ontology annotation, molecular function: hydrolase activity, hydrolyzing O-glycosyl compounds. The record is from RefSeq and is a predicted model, not a curated record.
AUGCAUUCCUCCAUCCUCACGCUGGGCCUUGCAGCCUUGCUCAAUGGUGCGUUUGCACAGAACAACUCCUACUCUCAGUACUCCAUCAAGACCACAUACGACUCUUCCAACUUCUUCGAAGCCUUUGAAUUCUUCAACGAGAAGGAUCCUACAAACGGCUUUGUUGACUACGUCGAUGCCGACGCCGCCAACUCUGAGGGUUUGGCUGGCUAUGUCGAUGGCGCUGUCUACAUGGGUGUAGACUACCAGACAAAGAACCCCUCCAACGGCCGAAGGUCUGUCCGUGUCACCUCUCACGACGCUUUCACUCACGGUCUCUUCAUCGCCGAUAUUGCCCAUAUGCCUGGCAGCAUCCCCGGUGUCUGGCCCGCAUACUGGAUGUUCGGCCCCAACUGGCCAACUUCUGGCGAGAUUGACAUCCUCGAGGGCGUCAACACUCAGACCCAGAACAAGAUCAGUCUCCACACUGGGCCUGGCUGCAGCAUCACCAACGAUGGCACCACUCAGGGCACGACCCUCGAGUCCGAGAACUGCGAUUCUGCUGGUGCCUCCGCCGGCUGUGGCCAGAACACCUCAGACAACCAGAACUACGGCGAUGGCUUCAAUGACAUCGGCGGCGGAGUCUACGCCACUGAGUGGACAUCCGACCACAUUGCUGUGUGGUUCUUCCACCGUGGUCGCAUCCCGCAGGAUAUCCAGUCCGGUAACCCCACCCCUUCAUCCUGGGGUCCUCCCGCUGCCAAAUUCAACGGCGGCCAAGGCUGCAACAUCGACGAUCACUUCAAGGAGAACAACAUCGUCUUUGAUACCACUUUCUGUGGUGACUGGGCUGGCUCUCCUGAUGUCUGGGGCAAGAACCCAGAGACCUCGUCUUUGGGAGACUGCAAGGACUAUGUUGCCAACAACCCUGCCGACUUCAAGAACGCCUACUGGCUUGUAAACAGUAUCAAGGUUUACGUCCAGGGAGGCUCGUACGGUGGUGGUGGUGGUGGUGGUGGUAACGGAACCACCGGUGGCGGCAACUCUGGCAGCGGUAACAGCGGUAGUGGUAACAGUGGUAACGGCAACUCUGGCAACGGCAACUCAGGAAAUGGAAAUUCUGGUAACGGCAACUCUGGCAAUGGCAACUCUGGUAAUGGCAACUCCGGUAACGGAAACUCGGGCAAUGGAAACUCGGGCAACGGAAACAGUGGCAAUGGCAACAGCGGUGACGGCCAGAGCGGAAAUGGCGAUGGCCAGACCAACUCACCCAGCAGUACUCAGCCAGGACAAGACACCCAGAACGGUCAGCAAGGUCAGAACGGUGAUGAAUACUCUCCUGACAGUCAACAAGGCCAGGGCGGUGGCUACAGCACUGGUCAAAGUUACGACAAUGGCCAAUACCAUGGCCCCGGAGCCUACAAGGCCACCAAGUCCCAACCGAGCGGCACCACAAGCUGGGACGGAAACGGUUGGCAAGUCGGGUCCAAGCGAUCCGUCAUCUCGAAGCGAUAUCUUGCAUGA